This is a messenger RNA of Purpureocillium takamizusanense, 663 nucleotides long. RefSeq lists its product as uncharacterized. Bases 80 to 355 code for a protein of 91 amino acids. The record is from RefSeq and is a predicted model, not a curated record. The transcript has 3 exons. Gene Ontology annotation, cellular component: mitochondrion. NCBI's taxonomy places the organism in Eukaryota, Fungi, Ascomycota, Sordariomycetes, Hypocreales, Ophiocordycipitaceae. Gene Ontology annotation, biological process: mitochondrial respiratory chain complex I assembly; electron transport chain.
AUCACCAUCGUUGCAAUUCCAACGCACGACACCGAACCCCCCCCCCUUCGAUUGCGUCCUGCCCGCUCAAUUGGCCGCCAUGCUUCCCACAAGAGUGCUGCGAGCGGCCCGCGGGCCCAAGGUCAACAUCACCGGAUUCAACAUGCGAGCCUUCAAGGAGGCUGCCGGCCAGCCGCGAUACGACCCCUGGGAGCGAGCUGACGCCUGGAGGUUCACAGGCCCCUUCUCCCGCUGGAACAGGUUCAGGGGCACGCUACCCGGCUUGGGGACCGCCACCGUCGCCUUCGCCGGCUACUGCCUGUACGAGCACUUCUUCAUGGAGGACUCGCACCAUCACGGGGAGGAGCACCACUGAUCGGAGACGGCCGGAGCGAGUGACUGUGCGGAAAGACGCUGACGCUGCGGCGCCGGAGUGUACAUAUAUCAUGCGAUGAGGGCGAGUAAUGGAUGGAUACGGGUAGUCGACACUUUCAAGCCCCGGUUAGACGCGGACAACAAAAACACGAUUGAAACAACAUGGGACACCUAGCCGUGAGUCGUUGCCAUGGCACCAGAGCGAGCAUGCGGCCGUUGCAACUAUCUUGUCAAAAUGUCGUGGUGGCGUUGGAUGCGCGCGUGCAUUGUAACUCCGGAGUCGGGGGUCAAGAGUGAAGAGGUUAUCAG